Molecule: messenger RNA, 1963 nt
Organism: Phycodurus eques (leafy seadragon)
Lineage: Eukaryota; Metazoa; Chordata; Actinopteri; Syngnathiformes; Syngnathidae
Gene: impdh2
Product: IMP (inosine 5'-monophosphate) dehydrogenase 2
Exons: 15
Coding region: 143-1690 (515 amino acids)
Biological process (GO): GTP biosynthetic process
Cellular component (GO): cytoplasm
Molecular function (GO): IMP dehydrogenase activity; nitronate monooxygenase activity
Source: RefSeq, a predicted model, not a curated record
GGAGUGAGUUUCCGAUCCAACGGCAGAGAGCUUGUUCUCCACGCUUCUUCAUGUUUACUCUUGACACUUGGACCGCGUUCACUGCAAAGGGGGCAAGAAGAAACUAACAGAGUAGAGGACCGUGAAGGUGCCAUUGGAUCUCAUGGCAGAAUACCUUAUGAUCCGACAGACCGGCGAUAACCUCGCAGAGGACGGAAUGACGGGACAACAGUUGGUAAACGGAGGAGAUGGACUCGCAUACAAUGACUUCCUCAUUCUGCCAGGCUACAUUGACUUCACUGCGGAUCAAGUGGACCUGACCUCGGCGCUCACCAAACAAAUCACAAUGAAAACUCCCUUUGUCUCCUCCCCCAUGGACACAGUCACUGAGGCCAGCAUGGCAAUCGCUAUGGCAUUAACAGGUGGUAUCGGCUUCAUCCACCACAACUGCACUCCAGAGUUCCAGGCCAAUGAAGUCCGUAAAGUCAAGAAGUAUGAGCAGGGCUUCAUCACAGACCCGGUGGUGAUGAGCCCUCAUCACCUCGUACAGGACGUCUUUCAGGCCAAGGCCCGCCAUGGCUUCUGUGGUAUUCCCAUCACGGACAACGGCAAAAUGGGGAGCAAGUUGGUUGGCAUCAUCUCUUCCCGAGACAUCGAUUUCCUCAAGGCGGAGGAACACAACCUACCUCUUAGUGCGGUGAUGACAAAGCGAGAGGAUCUCGUAAUUGCUCCUGCUGGUGUCACGCUGAAAGAAGCCAAUGAAAUCCUCCAAAAGAGUAAGAAAGGCAAACUCCCCAUUGUUAAUGAAGAUGGCUGCCUGGUGUCCAUCAUUGCCCGAACUGACCUGAAGAAGAAUAGAGACUUCCCUCUGGCCUCCAAAGAUUGCCGCAAACAGUUGCUAUGCGGUGCUGCCAUCGGCACGCACAAUGAUGACAAAUACCGUCUCGACCUGCUGGUGCACAGUGGGGUGGAUGUGAUUGUAGUGGAUUCUUCUCAGGGUAAUUCAAUAUUCCAGAUCGACAUGAUCAAAUAUAUCAAAGAGAAGUACCCAAACCUUCAGGUCAUUGGUGGUAAUGUGGUGACUACUGCUCAAGCUAAAAACUUGAUCGAAGCAGGAGUAGAUGGACUGAGAGUCGGAAUGGGUAGUGGGUCCAUUUGCAUCACACAGGAAGUACUGGCGUGCGGCAGACCUCAAGCCACAGCAGUCUAUAAGGUAUCAGAGUACGCCAGACACUUCGGUGUGCCCGUAAUCGCUGACGGCGGCAUCCAGACCGUCGGACACAUCGCCAAAGCCCUUGCACUCGGCGCAUCCACAGUGAUGAUGGGCUCUCUGCUCGCUGCAACCAGCGAAGCUCCUGGUGAAUAUUUCUUCUCAGAUGGCAUCAGACUAAAGAAGUACCGCGGUAUGGGGUCUCUGGAUGCCAUGGAUAAAAACCUGGGGUCCCAGACGAGAUACUUCAGUGAAAGUGACAAGAUCAAAGUUGCUCAAGGCGUCUCAGGAGCUGUGCAGGACAAAGGCUCUAUCCACAAGUUUGUUCCCUACCUGCUGGCUGGCAUUCAACACGCCUGUCAGGACAUCGGCACCAAAAGUGUCACUCAGCUCAGAGCCAUGAUGUACAGUGGAGACCUGAGAUUUGAAAAAAGAACCGCAUCGGCUCAAAUGGAGGGCGGCGUCCACGGUCUGCACAGUUAUGAGAAGCGUCUGUUUUGAAGAACCUUCCAUGCAAUGGUGCCAGAAUCUUUCCAGGUCGUCUUGUCAUAUUAUCCUAUUAAUGUCAUCAUACAUAUACACACAUGACCUCAGAGCAUUUCUUCUAUUCAUCAAGUCUUCCAGUUAUUUAGCGUUUUCUAUGCAUCUCUGAAUAAUGUGUGAAGGUCAACUCAGCCUUAUCAGUCACUGCACCUGUGACUGUCCUCUAAUGCCUUCCAUGUUGUUGUUAAGUAUCCACUAUAAAGUUGUUCAUUUUCAAAGAAUAAAUUUUUU